Brugia malayi is the source of this 159-nucleotide messenger RNA. RefSeq lists its product as uncharacterized. The record is from RefSeq and is a predicted model, not a curated record. The transcript is spliced from 3 exons. NCBI's taxonomy places the organism in Eukaryota, Metazoa, Nematoda, Chromadorea, Rhabditida, Onchocercidae. The coding region runs from base 1 to 159 and encodes 52 amino acids.
AUGGCUUUUUUCAUUAUCAUGAUUUUGCUAUUUUCAACAUUUGAUAACACAAAUGAAUGCUUACCAAAACCGGAUAUUAUCGAAAAGAAAACAUCAGUCAAUAUGGGAUUAGCGGAAGCAGUAAAUUCAGUUGAAAUGUCACGUACCAGAAGAAUGUGA